ACAGAAGAUGAAAUAAGCAACAUGGAGCACGAUCUAGAUAAAAUGGAAGAGAUGAUUGGAGCUACUAUUCCCGCUCAAAAAUUGGCAGAGACUCGUCUGGAACGGCGCACAUACCGACCGAUUGGAGAGCUCUGCUGCGACGCUGCUCAACAUGGCUUGAUAAACGAGAAGAAUCAGAUUGAGACAACCCGCGGGGCUCUUUUAGAGAAACAGGCUCAAAUGAGGCAUGCUCUGAAUGAUCUCUACAAGCAACUGAAGCAUAUCAAAGACGACCUGCGUGACAAAUAUAGUAGCCUUCAGUUAGAAACCCGCUGCCUAGAUCUGCGUGGUUGCCACAUGCACGAGGAGGGCUUGAAAGAAGGUGACAAUGAAGCAGAGGCUAUACCUAGUAACUUUCACGAACCAGGAGAUGCCGAAACCACAACCUCCUCAGGAAUAGGUGAUAGGAUCUCGGCACUCACAAACUUCUCCGCUAUCCGUUUAUAA
Protopolystoma xenopodis is the source of this 486-nucleotide messenger RNA. Lineage: Eukaryota; Metazoa; Platyhelminthes; Monogenea; Polystomatidea; Polystomatidae. The record is from the annotation of a GenBank genome assembly.